This is a messenger RNA of Carassius auratus (goldfish), 2357 nucleotides long. RefSeq lists its product as uncharacterized. The transcript has 3 exons. Lineage: Eukaryota; Metazoa; Chordata; Actinopteri; Cypriniformes; Cyprinidae. The record is from RefSeq and is a predicted model, not a curated record. Bases 129 to 1988 code for a protein of 619 amino acids.
GGAGCAAUUCCAGAAGAAGGGCACUAAAACUAGUCAGUGAAUUGAUUGACGAUGUGGAACAUAGGGAGGGGGAGGUGGAGGACGAUUCUGAGUUAAGUGUUUGUGUUGAUGCUUCGGGGGAAUCAGACAUGGAAAUUAGUGAUGAAGGAAGUGACCAUCAGAAUAUUGAAGCAGAUGUUGAGGAUAAGGAAGUACAUGAAGAGGCUGCAGUUUCUGUUGAGGACCAGUCUGAUCUUCAAGAUCCUUGUAGUCAGAGAGAUUUGCAGUGUUCACUGGUAGAUUGGGCUAUUGAAUUUGGAAUUUCAUUAAUUGCUUUGUCAGCACUUCUUACCAUUCUCAAAGUCCAUCAUUCCUCUCUGCCUAAGGAUGGAAGAACGUUGCUGAAAACAAAAACAAGAUACAACAUUAGGAGUAUAGCUGGUGGUGUGUUUCAUUAUUGUGGAAUUCUGAAUUCAUUUAGGAAAAUCCUUGAUAGCGUUUGGCAUACUGUGGCAGACAAACAUGUCUUCAAGCUACAGUUGAAUUUUGAUGGACUACCACUCUUCAAGAGUACUAGUACACAGUUUUGGCCGAUUCUUGGUUUGCUGCAAGGUCACACUAAGGCACCAGUGUUGAUUGGACUUUUUUGUGGUACUUCAAAGCCAAAUUCUUUGGCUGAUUAUCUUCAUGAUCUGGUUCACGAGCUAAAAAUGUUGAGGGAUGGGUUUCUGUUCAAGCAGAAAACAUUCUUUUUGAAUGUUGUUUCAGUUAUGUGCGAUACCCCUGCCCGAGCCUUCAUCAGAGGUGUGAAGUCACACACUGCAUAUCAUGGAUGUGACAAGUGUCAUCAAACAGGUGUCUGGAAAUCAAAUCGAAUGACAUUUCCUGAGGUGAAUGCAAAGCGCAGAACUGAUGAGAGUUUUAGGCAAGCAACUGAUGAAGAACACCACAUUCAGCACUCACCUCUUACAGACAUUGGCAUUGACAUGGUCACUUGUUUCCCUCACGAUUACAUGCACUUGGUUUGUCUGGGUGUAAUGCGGCGUCUUUUAGACUUGUGGAUCAGCACCAUCGGUCCCUUGCACUGUCGCAUAUCAUCCAUUCAAGCUUCCAUGGUGUCAGAUAGACUUCUUGCACUGAGAAGUUACAUUCCAAGUGAGUUUGCUCGAAGGCCUCGGGCACUGGCAGAUCGAUGUAGGUGGAAAGCAACAGAGCUACGCCAAUUUUUGUUAUACACUGGUCCAGUUGUGCUGAAUGGUGUUUUACAGACUCAAAUCUAUGACAACUUCAUGCUUUUGUCUGUAGCUGUGUACAUUUUGGCAAGUCCAGAAUUUUGUAUGGAGAUGAAUGACUUUGCAAAUACUCUGUUGCGUUCAUUUGUUGAACACUUUGGCCAGCUUUAUGGUGAAAAGUUUUUGGUUUAUAAUAUUCAUGGGCUGGUGCACCUCAGUGAAGAUGUCAAAAUCCAUGGCAAUCUAGAUCUAAUAUCAGGAUUUCCCUUUGAAAAUUUCUUAGGAAAACUCAAAAAACUGGUACGAGGGCCAUGCAAUCCUUUGACUCAGGUGAUGCGUAGAUUGUCAGAGAUAGAAAAUAGCAACUACAGUUGUGAUGUAGAAGAGGCAAUUCAAAAAUUGGAUAAAGAACAUACGGAUGGGCCAGUACCAGAGUGCUUCUCGCAACAAGCUCAUCAAUUUAAAGUUCUCGCGAUUGAUGAUGUAGUUGUGAAGCUCAAUGAGAGAGAUUCUUGUGUCAGAAUUGACAAUAAGUUGGUUUUAGUCCAAAACAUUGUUGAGGAUAAAGGUGCAGUAUACCUUGUGGGCAAAGAAUAUAAACAGGUGGAACACUUCUUUAAAUAUCCUAUUGAUUCAAAAGAGUUGGGAAUUUAUGUGGCUUCCAACCUCUCCACAAAUGUCAAGUGUUUCAUGACAGGAAAGAAGCUGCAGAAGUAUGUGAGAUUGCCAUUCCGAAACAAAUUUGUUGUUGUUCCACUCCUGCAUCAAGAGAAAUAACUCUGAAGAUGCUUGUGUAUAAUAGUUGGCUAAGGAAUAUCAUUCUUGUCUCUUUAGAUGUUUCACAUUGUUGUCUUUGACAAGACAAAUGAGGUUGAAGUUGUGCCUUCAGUCUGGAUUAAAAAUGGAGAGUGCAUGUGGCCUCCAAAUAAGAUAGAUAUAACAAAAGCUGUGAAAUCACAGGAGAGUCCUGGAGAUGACUGGAAGCCCCAUAAGGCCAGAAUUAUUUUCACGUCACAUGACUACAAGGAAGCUAGACGCAAACUACCACUUGCUGUUGAUCACACAGACAUUGAUCAGACCGAUGGAGGAGACUCACCAAUUACAUUUCAAAGAAAAAGAAUACCCAAGAACAUUCUUUUCCCUGGA